AUGGAGAAAUACUUGCGCUCUUGGAGACAGGAUGCGCUGAAUCGUAGUCAGCACGAUGCUGCCGUCUACAUCGGCGACAAGCUAUACGCGCUCACCAACAGUGACUCGGAUGCAUUUUGGCUUGCUCAGGUUCAUUUUUCAAAUAACAACUUCACGCGUGCUCUCGCACUUCUUUCUCGCCAAAAUCUCAUCGCAAGAAGCAGUUCUUGUCGCUACCUCGCCGCGAACUGCUAUAUCAAGCAGAAUCAGUUCGACCAAGCUUUAUCCAUUCUCGGCGACCAAAACCCUACUGACCUGAUCCGGAGUCACAACAGCCGUCGCAAAAUACAACACCUCAAUGGCCAAAGUCAUGUAACGCUUCGGAAUGGAAAGCACACUGGAACACAAGAGGAUCGCGACAAAGAAGAAGGAAACCAUGUCCGGUUUGAGGCGGCCAUGUGCUAUCUGAGAGGUCUUUGCUUUGCUAAGCAAAAUGCCUUUGAUCGUGCGCGCGACUGCUACAAGGAUGCAGUUCGAAUCGAUGUGCAGUGUUUUGAGGCUUUCGAUCAGCUCAUGAAGAAUUCACUUAUGUCACCAACAGAGGAGUUGGAGUUUCUCGAAUCAUUGGACUUUGACUCCAUCUCGUGUCCAGAUCCGACCAUGGCUCAGGAAGCGGCGCAUUUUACGAAGAUGCUCUACACGACCAGGUUAUCCAAGUAUUCGGCGCCGGCCCUCUUGACUGACGCAACUGAAACGCUGUCCACGCACUACAAUUUGUCACAAAAUUCGGACAUAUUGCUCUCGCGUGCCGAAGCUCUCUAUACUCAAUGCCGCUUUGCAGAGGCCCUCGAAUUGACUUCCUCUAUCCUGACGACCUCACAGGCAGCCGAGCUGAACAGUCCCACCGGGGCCGGAACCACUGCGUAUACCCAUUUGGGCCAUGCCCCCGCGAUCUACCCGCUCCAUCUAGCCUGUCUGUACGAGACAGGAGCCACCAACGCAUUGUUCCUUCUUUCUCAUAUGCUUGCCGAUCAUGCCCCUGAGGAACCUUACACUUAUCUGGCCAUCGGAGUCUACUAUCUGGCUGUUGCCAAAAUUGCAGAAGCUCGUCGAUUCUUUUCCAAAGCAUCCCUAUUGGAUCCUCAUUCAGCGCCUGCUUGGAUCGGCUUCGCUCAUACAUUUGCAGCCGAGGGUGAACAUGAUCAAGCCAUUGCCGCCUACAGUACAGCAGCGCGGCUUUUCCAAGGAAGUCAUUUACCCCAGCUCUUCUUGGGAAUGCAGCAUCUUGCUCUGAACAACAUGGGGCUUGCGCACGACUAUUUGUGGGCAGCGUAUUCCAUGUCGACGGGCGCUGUGCCGAGCGCAACUCCUGCAUUACCGCCCAAUCCUACCGACUCAGGAGCCGGGGGCGACCCUCUGGUGCUGAACGAGCUUGGUGUGGUAUUUUAUCACCAAAACAAUCUCUCCGCUGCCGUCGAGAUGUUCCAGCAAGCAUUGGACCUUGCCGCGUCUCUUCACAGCGAGCCAGCUGCGUGGGUUGCGACACGCGCCAACAUGGGCCACGCCCUCCGUCGCCUCGGUCGUCUGCAGGAAGCUCUCGAAGAAUUCCAAGAAUGUCUACGCAUCGGUGCUGGGGGGACCAGUCUUGGAUAUUCGCCAUUCUUGGGUGGGGGUGCAGGUGGCGCAGCAACGGCGUCAAGUGCAGCGGGGGUUGGAGGCUACGAAGACAGGGGGCUGAUUGGAUCUUUGCACACUUCUCGGGGAAUCAUUCUCAUGGAGUUGGGUCGCACAGGAGAUGCUGUCACUGCUUUACACGAAGCCGUACGUGUGCUUGGGGCUGGUGGAGGCGGCGACGUCGCCGGUGGAGCUGGGGUCGCGGGUACUUUGCUGAAUCGGGCCCUUGAACUGUGGUCGAUGGAGGGCCGUGAGCGGGAACAGCAGCAAAUCAUUGAAGGCAGCAGCGUUCGGUCGUCCAGCAGCCGUUCAGCGCAACGCAGCCGCGAACAUGCCAAAGGUCGCGAGCGCCGAGGCGGUGACGAGAGUAAUCGUCGUCGAAUUCGACGCGCCGGCUACGCUGAGGAAUGGACAAGAGACACGGUCUCGCCUUCAGCGACCCCUGAAGUUGCCGAUGUAGAGACCGUGGAGGAGAGGGUUGAACAGGAUCUCGACCGCAAGGCCGAGAGUCUGCUAGGGCGUGUACUAGGCCGUGUUGGGCCUGGGUCACGACAGCGCCGUGCGCAGCAGCAGCAAAGACCAGUCAGCCCUGCUGUCAUGGAUGAUGAUGAGGACGGUAAUGAACCGCGGCUGCGGAGUACGCGCCGCGAACGCACUCAACGAAGCCAGUCACGACAACAGUGA
Penicillium diatomitis is the source of this 2337-nucleotide messenger RNA. Its product is annotated as anaphase promoting complex subunit CDC16. The transcript is spliced from 2 exons. Gene Ontology annotation, molecular function: protein binding. Lineage: Eukaryota; Fungi; Ascomycota; Eurotiomycetes; Eurotiales; Aspergillaceae. The record is from RefSeq and is a predicted model, not a curated record. The coding region runs from base 1 to 2337 and encodes 778 amino acids. Gene Ontology annotation, biological process: cell division.